UGCGGUCACAUGACUUGCCAGCAGGCUGAGGCUGACAGACAGAGCUGUUCGGUGAAUCCUCCGUGUCGGUCAUGGUUUCGCUCCUGUGCUGCGGGCCCAAGAUGGCGGCGUGCGGGAUCGUCCUCAGCGUGUGGGGGGUCAUCAUGCUGGUGCUGUUGGGAAUUUUCUUUAACGUUCAUUCGGCGGUUCUGAUUGAGGAUGUCCCAUUCGUUGAGGCCGAUCUGUUUAAUGACACUAAGCCUCCGACCAAAAUAUACGCCCUCUACGAGCAGGUCUCGUAUAACUGUUUCAUUGCUGCUGCAAUCUACGUUCUCCUCGGCGGCUUUUCCUUCUGCCAAGUGCGGCUCAACAAGAGGAAAGAGUACAUGGUGCGCUGAGGCGAGUGUUCGGCUGCUGUGGCGUCCUAUUCUGAGAACAGUCCUGCCCUGUAACCCCCCUUUCUCCCCAUGGCCCAUCAUCCCACUGUCAGGACUUGGAAGCACAGACUUGUGACGAUACUACACACACAUCCUUUAUCAGGCUCCAACUUCAUGACCCUCAAUUCAACCCAACAGCUGCCCCCCUGCCCAAUACCCACAGUGCAUUGUAGUCAGUUCAUUCCAGCAAUAAGUAGUAUUUUUGUUGGCGGAGAGUACAGGAACACAACUGCUAGGGUCCAGCCUGGCCACACUGUCCAAUGGAACCUUCCAAGUGGUGAAGAUCAUCUCUCGCCUUGUUUCUGGAACCACUGACCAUCAACCAGAGAAGAUAUCUAAAGAGCUCACAAUCUCCAUCUCAACGAUUUAAUUUAAUGAGUUGGGUCAAUGAAAUCAUUUCCUUCGUGAUUACGCCUGUACCUUGAUAUAUAUGUAUAUUUGUGAUACACUGGGACCAGCCUGAACGUUUCUGCUAGAGCGUUCCUCAAAGCUUCCGCUACCUGCCCAAACACUCCUCCACGUUCUCAGAUGUGGUCUUAUUUAUGAUGUAAAUGUUUAAUAAAGUAACGAGUUGUGUGA
Molecule: messenger RNA, 995 nt
Organism: Pseudophryne corroboree (corroboree frog)
Lineage: Eukaryota; Metazoa; Chordata; Amphibia; Anura; Myobatrachidae
Gene: RNASEK
Product: ribonuclease K
Exons: 3
Coding region: 72-377 (101 amino acids)
Biological process (GO): nucleic acid metabolic process
Molecular function (GO): RNA endonuclease activity
Source: RefSeq, a predicted model, not a curated record